UGUGAUGCAAAAGAGAAUGCCUCAGAUAUCUCCUGCUUCCAGCUGAAUGACUCCUCCUAUGACAGCCUGGAAAGUGAGCUGAAUGAAGAAGUCGAUGCUCCAUGCAGUGACUUAGUAAAGAAACUCGGUCCAGGCAGCAGAAGCAUGGACUCCGUGUUAACCCACAUUGACUCUGACCUCGAGCAGCCUGAGGCAGAAGGCGUUUUAACCUUGAGUGAGUUUGACUUAGACCAUCCUAAAGAUGAAGAUGUCCAUGUGGAACAGCCCGGUGAGCCCGUGCCAGUGGCCAUGGCAGCAGUGCACAGAAAGGCCUCACUGCAGGACCAGGCCAGUGCCCCCUCUGACACAAGCACCCCCAGCUACCUGUCCGCAGCUACAGAAGAUGCUCCAAAAACCCCGAUGCAACAGCGACACUGCUCGGAGCCCAGCAUCGGCUACCUGGGUUCAAAGCUUUCCUUUCUUAUGGCGUUUUAUCAGAAAAGGAUACGCAGGUCCAGCUAUGAUGCGAUUCUCCUGAAAAAAGAUGAGAACCAUCUGAGUCAGAAUCCACCCCUCCAGGAAGAGGGUAAGACAGGUUUUAAAACGAGUUUAGUCACAGAUACUGAUGUCAAGAAAAAUGCCACUGAUAAAAAUCAUAAGGAGAAAAGCUUUUGUGAUAGCGAAGGAAAUCAUGUAAAGCUUUUUCCUAAAUCCAAGCCAGGGACCAUUUCUUACAGCCGCCUGUCCUCACACGAUCGUCCCAGGAACCAGCCCUUCACUGCGGACAUGGCUGGGUACUCCCCACCACGCACAGCAGAGCCCCUCAAGGGCUCAAGGAGGCAGCAGCGCUGCUCAGAGCCCAGCACUGAUGACCAGCACUGCAAACUGACCUAUCUCAGGGGACUUUAUUCAAAAAAGCAGCAGCACAACGCGAGCUGUGACACCAGUCUCUUGCCCGGAGAGGAGGAUAAUCUCAAGAGGCACAAGUCUUUGCAGAUGGAGGGGCAAAAGCUUAUCAGUCAGAGCUUGGUCAUGGGGAUCGAGGUUGGCAAGAGUGGUGCCGCAAACCAGAACACUGAGAAGGUCUUCCCCUCAACAUUAAACAUUUGCCCGAGGAGUAGCUGUUCCAGCUUGUCCUCCCCAGACACGUCCCCAUCUGGCUCGCCAGUGAGCUCCCAAGACAGCGCUUUUCCUCAGAUUUCUGAACAGUCGGUGUUUACACCCACUGAAACAUCCUCUCCAGUAGAUUGCACUUUUCAAGCUCAAGGAAAACAGGAAGAGCUUUCUUCUGACUUUAGCAGUUCCAGCCUCAUUUCUGGAAUUCCCAGUCCCUCAUCAGGGCAGGCCAGCAGCCACCUGGCUCAUACAAAAAAGGACAGCCUAGAGGGGCAUUCACAAAUGCAUUCUAUAACUCUUCACCCCAGCACAUGGUUGAGAAAUGGUAUAGCCAGUUUGAAAAAUUGGUCCCUCAAAAAGAAGGCAAGGGUACCGAGACUAGAAAACAAUAAAACAGGUUCUCUAAAAGGACCCAUGGAGCCACCUCCAUUUGCUUCUGGCAUUCCAGAAGCCAGCACACUGCAAGAGAGACAGACAGACAUUCCCCAAAGGGCAGCUGAAGGACUUGGAGCUGUGCAAACAGCCCAGUGCUGCAGUCCUUACCCCAGCCAGGACUCGGAGAAGGAUGGUAGCUCUCCAUCCAGCCUGGCGGGAGAUGGACUUGAGCUUUGUAUGAAGUCCCCUGAGGAAGGAGAGAAGGAUGAGCAGUGUUCUGGUACUCUGCCUCUAGAAGGAUCCUCACCCAGCUCUUUGACAGUGGAUGACAUGUCCAGCCCAGACUCAGGGCCAACAGUGGUUUCUGAUGCUGAGGACACGCAUUCAAUCCAAAGACAUUUAACCACAAUCAGAAUCUAA
Messenger RNA from Vicugna pacos (alpaca), 1890 nucleotides. The record is from RefSeq and is a predicted model, not a curated record. Lineage: Eukaryota; Metazoa; Chordata; Mammalia; Artiodactyla; Camelidae.